ACAUUUUUUAGUUCAUGACUAAAGCGGGCGGCGUGUAGACGCUCGCUUUCCUUGGGUGCAUCAAUUAUUAAAAAAUCACAUUAGGACAGCGUUUGCUCGUCCUCGGACAUAUUGUGAAUAGUGCAAUAAUGUAUUGGAAGAGAAAAAGACACGAUUUUCGUAGUGUUAUAUUAUAGCGCAGGUGUUCCCUAUUGGAGUUAGACGAAUACGCUUGCUGCUAAAAAGAUGCACAGCUGUGAGCCGCUGCCGACGCUGGGGGCGCCUUUAGGCGUGGCGCCGGCGUCGGGGCCCGCGCUGCUGCGUCAGCUCGGCCGCCUUAUUGUGCGCGCGCGCAGCCCUGCCGCGCGCCGUAACGCCAAGCUGCGCGCCGCUCACCCCUCCACCAGCCAGGUGGUGCCGCAAUCGAAUGUGGAGUUCCCGGAGCCGCAGUCCGCCGUGGAGGAGCAGUUGGAUAGCCACGUGACGGCGCUUUGGAAUGAACAGAUCCCCGUUUGCAUUGAGGUGCUGCUGGCGCCCGAGUGCGCGCAAUGCCGCGCGGCGCUGGCCGGCGGCGAGCUGGCAUACGAGGCGCGGUCCGCGCCUCCUCUGCUGCUGCUCGAGCGCUGGACCAUCCGCGCAUCGCUUAACAAAGGGCACGAGGCGCCGGGGUUCUCGACGUCGCAGUGGCUGCUGAACGCGGUGCGCUCGCAGCUGCACUUCUCGCAGCUGGCCGCCUGGCGCGCAACUCUGCAGCACGGCCCCGCGCACGCACAAGACCCCAACGAGCGACGUCGCAAGCUGAGCCGCGAAACGUGCAACUUUAAAAAACUGGAAGCGAACUGCGACGAGGAGGAGCCGCCCGCAGAGGAGCGCAAGCUGAACGUAGUCUACUCCAUCAAGAUCCCGGGGGAGAGCUACAAGAUGACCGAGUUCAGUCGCACGCCCACCGACCACCAGUUCCCCGUCACCAGCAUCGGCGGCAACAUGUUUCUGAAGGUGGUCCUCGAGAGUCUGCCGCGCACCGACGAGAUCCCCACUGUGAAGUGCACCUGCCAACCGAAGCGGCGCGUCAGCAAGGAGACGCCGUCCUCCGCGCACGACGACCUGGCGGGCAAACUGGGAGAUCUCUCGCUCGGCCCGCGCUGCACCAAGUACCCCGACCUCGCCAUCAACUCCAACAUCGGCCCCGCGGCUCGCCGCAACUCCAUCGUCUCCAACCCGGCCUCCGCGGGAUACGUCUACACCUCCAAUUCGGAUACCGAUAAAUGUAAUAUACUCGACGACAGAAUGCUGACCCCAUGCAGUGAAAACGGUAAACACAAAUGCAAUUGCGACGAGGAAUCCGACGGAAAUCAUAGAUCUUCCAUUAGCGUAAGUCCACAGGAGACGAAGAAACUAGACGAGCGACGGCUCAAGGAGAUAGCCAAGUACAAGAGGAGGCUGAGGAAGGAGAGCAAGCUCAAGAAGUUGUGCGACAGUACGUCCUCCGAGGGCGAGCCGAAGACCACGCACACCUCCAUCCCCAUCCUGCAGGCCGCGCGCUUCGACAGGUUCCGCGCCAUCGGCUGCUACAGGAACCAGACAUAUCUCACGCUGCCGGCCACCAGGAUAGAGAGCAAGUCUCCUUUCAUAGAAACUGAGUGCAUACCGCCCUCGGAGUUCAGGAAGAGCAACACUGUGUCCACACAGACAGACGAUGUCGCUUGUCAGUGCGGCGCCGUGCUGCAGAUGCACUGCACCACCUGUGACAGAACAUCGGGGGGCGCUGCCGACCGGGGCAUGGAUAAGUCGCAGAAUAACUGCGACCGAGAUACAGUUAGAUCUGAUGGUAACUGCGAUCGGGACAUACUCAGGUCGGACGGUAACUGCGACCGGGACAAAGUCAGGUCGGACGGUAACUGCGACCGGGAGGUGAUCAGGUCGGAGGGCAGCUGUGACCGGGGCAUGGUCAGGUCGGUAGGCAGCUAUGACUUGGCCGCGGCGGACAAGGAGAACGGAGCGCGGAGGAAGCGCGAGGACGACGAUAAGGCGCUGAAGAAGCACAAAUGUGAUAACCCUAGCAGUAAUUUAACGUGUGAUAUAGAUAGUUUAGUUAACGGUAGUAUUAGUGAUAAGUCCGGGGACGAGUCCAUUAUAAAGCGGCCGAAGUUGCGCCGGUUCUUCCCCGUCGUCGACAGGAUAGAGAAGAUAGUGGCGGACAGGACGCAGCGGGAGCAGGAGGCCGAGCACAGGGAGAAGGACAUAGAAGAAUUGAAUCUGCGAGACGACGACACCGUCUUCUCCGUACCCAAACCCGAAGCCAAGAGACAAAAGACUUACUCGGUCAACGAGGACUACGUUCUUUACGAGAAUUGCGACUACGGCUCGUUCGACAGAUGCGACGCGGAGUCCCCCAAGGAGACGUCGGACCACGAGGGGUUCAAGUUCCCCGAGCCCCGGAGCGAGCACCAGGUGCCGUCCCCCACCGAGGUGGACAGGUUCCGCUGGAGAUUCGACUCGGCCGCCUCCAUGGUGUUCCACUCCAAGACCGGCCUCCCGCUCACCUCCAGUCCCGCGCCGCUGAGGAGGGGCAAUAAUUGUUUUGAUUUCGAUGACUCCAUUAAUGGUGUAUCUGGUAUUAAAAGCGCUCUGUUCCACCCCGCGCCGGCGGGCGAGGGUGAGGUUGUGGGCGAGGGGGCGGGCAGGGGGGCGGGGUGCGAGGCGGGCGGGUCUCCGCGCACGCCCACGCCGCCGCCCCGCAAGCCCGACAAGCCGCGUCUGCGUCUCGGCUCCAGCACCGGCCUGCUCGGCAGCUUCGAGGAGUCUGCGCUGAAGGGCCGACUGGAGCCGGUGGCGACCGUGCACGGCUUCACGGCGGAGCUGGGCGCGUCGGGCGCCUUCUGCCCGCCCCACCGCCGGCUGCCCGUCACCGUCUUCUUUUACGCGCCCGGCGGCACCAACGCCCCCUACAUGGGGCACAUAAACCUGGGCGCGAGCGGGUACCGCGUGCCGCGCGCGGGCACGGUGCAAGUCUCGCUGUUCAACCCGCACGGCACCCUCGUCAAGAUGUUCGUGGUGCUGUACGAGCUGACGCGCAUGCCGCCGCGCGCGCGCACCUUCCUGCGCCAGCGCACGCUGUACGUGCCCGCCGCCGCCCCGCACGCCCCGCCGCCCGACCAUCACAAGUGGCUGCGCUACCUCAUACAUCUGCGGUUCAUGACGUCAAAAUCCGGUAAACUUUAUCUGCACACAGACAUACGUAUAAUCGUAUCGAGGAAAGCCGACCUGGACACGGCCACUGCGCACUCGGCGCUCUUCCGGCCCAUACAGAGCGCCCGCGAGAGCGAACCGGACCAGAACAAAGCUGACAAGAAGCAGGAGACGGAGAAGGGCCCGGGCGGCGGCACCAGGACUCCCAACAGGGUGUUCGGCGGCUGCAGCGACUACGGGGACUUCAAGAGCGACUACGCCGAGAUCGGCUACGAGAACAGCCCCGGCGUGCCCUACGAGCUGCGGAGCUUCACCUACGCCCCCGACAACCCCAAGUACUCCCCGCGGUAAAGCCGCCCCGCCCCUGCCCAGGAUGGCCACGCCCACUUUCUCUGACGCCCCGCCCACUUGAAGCGCGGACGCUCGGCUCGUUGUUUAGUGCCUGUCGGUGUAUUGAUUUUUGUGUUAUAAAUGUAUGUACUAAUAUGAGAUGAAUAUAUUUUUGGUUUUUAUAGAA
This is a messenger RNA of Papilio machaon (common yellow swallowtail), 3685 nucleotides long. RefSeq lists its product as uncharacterized. Bases 226 to 3519 code for a protein of 1097 amino acids. The transcript is spliced from 10 exons. The record is from RefSeq and is a predicted model, not a curated record. Lineage: Eukaryota; Metazoa; Arthropoda; Insecta; Lepidoptera; Papilionidae.